This is a messenger RNA of Vitrella brassicaformis, 1572 nucleotides long. NCBI's taxonomy places the organism in Eukaryota, Vitrellaceae. The record is from the annotation of a GenBank genome assembly.
GGUCUAUCAAGGCUUAUGGGUGUAGACACGAACGAAUCGAUCAGCAUGCCGCCUCCCCCCUCGAGAAAUACGCACUCUUCCUGCCUCCGAAAGCCCACCGACACACCACGACUGACACAUGCAGCAGAAUCCCCCCACCAAAUGACAGCCCAAACAGCGCCCAGAAGAGGCGUUCAUUGCGAAACCAUUCGUCCUCCAGCCUCUUGUCUGGGAGAUCCGCCCACAGAAUAAACAUCUGGUUCCUCUCCCGCGCUAUUCUCGCCUUCAUCUGCUCUGCGAUGCUGUGGCUGCCGUCAUAAAAUGCGUCGGGCAUGUCUCGAGUCGUUCUGAAGCUCCAGAGCGGCGCGGCGAUGGCGUCAAGGAAGGCGACUCGCUGUGGGUUGUCCCUCAGAAGACGGUAGUUGAUGCCCCCACGGACCCCGCCAUCCUCACACACGCUCGCACUCUCGCACAUGGCGAAGACCUCCAGGUACUCCUUAUGGGUAUUGGGGCUGGUCCUGCCGAUGACUGCGCGCAUGAGAUGCCCGUCCACUCGCACCACCGUCGUGCCGUUCCACACUUGCAGGUCGGCGUCAGUGAAGAGAUAAGUAUCGCGGUCAGCCGAGGCGUCCCGAAGGAGGCCCUCGUAUGGGUUGAGAGACGGCUGACGGAGGGCCAGGGAGAGGAACGCACCUCCAAUCAGUAUACUCACCCCCACCAGAAACACACCUGCGAUAGAAUUCCCCAAUUGUCAGACACACAUACAGUUUCUUUCUUUCUUGUCUCUUGUACAAACCAGCAGGCCAGGAGAGCACUCCAGCGGCGUUGGCGACACCCAGCUCCCUCCGAAAGACCACUGCACGGAUCGCGAAGCCAAGCAUCACCAAGGGGCUCAAGACCAUCCCAAAGAAUAAGUGUAAGGCACCAGGAAGAGUCUUAACAAAGCACAGCCCAUACACACACGCACAAACUAUGCCCCAGACAACAUAGGCCCUCAGCUCCGGUACGAUGAACGCCCGAAAUCCCAUCGAGAGAGUGAAAAGCCGCUUGCACGACGCCCAGUCACAUCGAUACGGUCGGUGUAGCCGGACGCUGUGGGGCCCCUGCCGCACCGUUGUCUCUUCAAAGCUGACAUGCGGCCUAAUGGGCGGCCGCACAUCGUGAUGGCCAUCGUCGUCAGCCGGGUCUUCGCUUCGUGGCGACGAGACAACGAUGUGUGAGGGGAAAGGUGGAGGGGCGACAAGGCCGCGAUGCAAGAGCUCAUUUCGCCAUAAGUCGGGCUGGGCAACAUGCUCGGGGAAGAACGACUCGAACUGGACACUGCCUGCGAUGAGGAAAGCAAAACAAGAAAGGAAAACAUACGCGACGGCAGCCGAAUGUGUGAUUACCUGGUGGCGAUGCCGGUGUGUGUUGUGGGAUGGGCGACGGGGCCUCAGAAAGGCGGUGUCCGGGUGUGUCGCUGAGGACCUGGAGACUCUCUCGAUGCCCGCGUUCGGUGUGGGUGAACGCCGACACAGCGGGGCUUGCCACCUCACUCGCGGGCGGUGCAUGAAUUGAGAUGUCAGCUUGUUGGGCCGCUGCCCUGUUCUCCAU